Molecule: messenger RNA, 678 nt
Organism: Bombus pascuorum
Lineage: Eukaryota; Metazoa; Arthropoda; Insecta; Hymenoptera; Apidae
Exons: 2
Coding region: 22-456 (144 amino acids)
Source: RefSeq, a predicted model, not a curated record
AACAGAUUUUCCGGCUUUACCAUGGCUUUCCUUGUAUUCGACCUCGCUGCCUUUGGCCUUUCGUUUACAUCUCUAUCUGUGAUCGUCGUUCGUAUUUCCACAAACGUAGGGAUGCCACUGGAUGGUGACAAGUCUAAUUCGAAUACAGACUCUGUAAGCUAUAACUGGAUCGUGUUACUCCUUAACAUCAGUGAGGUAUUGGCAGACUUCAUCCUGGUACUGCUUAACUGCCACUUUUAUUCAACUUUGUAUCCGAGGGUGCACAGCUGUUUCCAAAUAGAGACAAUCGACGACGUAGGAAACAAUGAUGAAAUCGAGAUGCGUGACAUGGUCCAGCAGUGGGUCGCCCGACACAGCGAGAUGCCGGGUAUUCAACCGCCUUGCUUGGAACGUAUAUAUUAUCAACAAAUAAAGGACGCGAAAUAUAGCACACUCUUCAACAACAAAACAAGAUAAAUAUAAUUAAAGUAAGUACAGGCGAAAAUACUGCGGAUAUUUUUACGAAGGCACUGUGUAGAGAGAAAUUUGAAAGGUUUAGGUCAUGGAUGAAUGUAAACUAAGAGGAAUGUAAAUAAAGUAAUAAGGUUUAAAGGUUCUAUUAAGUAAUUCGACAAAUCAUGUAAAUCCGAUAAGCAGUCGUUAAGAAGCAUCUGGAAGAGUCGGUUGACAACAAGCGAG